Molecule: messenger RNA, 596 nt
Organism: Fonticula alba
Lineage: Eukaryota; Rotosphaerida; Fonticulaceae
Exons: 4
Coding region: 96-407 (103 amino acids)
Biological process (GO): protein folding
Cellular component (GO): cytoplasm; prefoldin complex
Molecular function (GO): protein folding chaperone
Source: RefSeq, a predicted model, not a curated record
UUCAACCCCACUCGCUGGCUCUCUCCUCUCCUCCCCCCCUCCCCUGAGACCCUUCAUUCCCUCUCUCUGCCUCCCUUUCUCCCUGCCCACUAACCAUGUCAGGCCAGGCCACCACUCAGCAGCUUGUCAACCAGAUGCGCCAGGACCUGCAGAUCCUGUCCAAGCGCAUCCAGGAGCUUGAGGGCGAGCUCGACGAGUAUUCCCUCACCAUCGCCACCCUCGAGUCCAUGGAUGGCGAGCGCCUGUGCUUCCGCCAGAUGGGCGAUGCCCUGAUCGAGCGCAAGGUCGGUGAUGUUCUGCCCGAGCUGCAGAAGGUCCGCGAGGGUCUUGUCCAGCUGAUCCGCAAGAUGCAGAUGGACUACCAGACCAAGGAGGAGGAGAUCUCCAAGUUCGCCGAGAAGAAGUAAGCUCCCUCUGGUCCGGCUUCCUCCUCGUCCUACUUCGUUUCCCCGCAGGAGCGAAGUCCGUCCCUUCUGUUCCCCCCCCCCCUCUCUCCCUCUCUCGCCCCGGCAGGCACACACCCGUCCAUGCGCACAUCGGCACAUGCCUCUCCCUACUGCUGUCGCCUCAGUCACAUACACACACACACACACACA